AUGGCUCUUCAUUUCAUGCGUCACGCAGAGGCUCUCCACAAUGUUGAAGAGGGUGAAAACCGAAUCUAUGAACACAAUGACCCGCCACUAUCCGACAGAGGGCGGCAGGAGGCAAGCUUGGUGGGCCUCUCUUUUACACCGGAUCUGGUCCUUGUAUCUCCCAUGAUACGAGCACUUGAUACUGUACUCCUGAUGCUCGAUCAUUCCCGCCCAACGAUAAUUAUCGAUCCGGAACUGCGACCGGCUCAUGACCAUGCCUAUAACCAAGGUUCAUCGAGGAGCAUUCUCGCGUCUAAAUAUACAGACUUUGAUUUCUCUGAGUGCUCACCUAGCGGACGGUAUGAGCCGUGUACAGAAGCUGAGACGUGCCGUCGCGCCAUAAAAGUGCUCGACAGGUUAAGUCAUUAUUUACAAUACUAUUCAAAUAUAGUUGUUGUUACUCAUCGAGGUCUUCUCCGUUACCUCGAUCCAUUCCCUACGAAAGUCUUUCGCAAUUGUGAAAUCCGAUCUUAUACUCCUUCUAUCAGAUAUGAACUUGCCGACUUGGGGAAUAUUGGCGGAGGGACGAAUGAUACAAGAAGCGUAGACCUCGUCGAAUUAUAUGUAGACAAUACGAGAGAUGAUGAUUUACAAGCCAAGAUAUUAAUGGGCUCGAACUCAUUACCUACCCAGAAACCGUCAAGCUACUAA
Amorphotheca resinae ATCC 22711 is the source of this 690-nucleotide messenger RNA. RefSeq lists its product as hypothetical. Gene Ontology annotation, molecular function: phosphatase activity. The record is from RefSeq and is a predicted model, not a curated record. Bases 1 to 690 code for a protein of 229 amino acids. The transcript has 4 exons. NCBI's taxonomy places the organism in Eukaryota, Fungi, Ascomycota, Leotiomycetes, Helotiales, Amorphothecaceae. Gene Ontology annotation, cellular component: cytoplasm.